This is a messenger RNA of Ceratina calcarata, 3307 nucleotides long. RefSeq names its product protein phosphatase inhibitor 2. NCBI's taxonomy places the organism in Eukaryota, Metazoa, Arthropoda, Insecta, Hymenoptera, Apidae. The transcript has 3 exons. Gene Ontology annotation, molecular function: protein phosphatase inhibitor activity. The record is from RefSeq and is a predicted model, not a curated record. Gene Ontology annotation, biological process: regulation of signal transduction. Bases 475 to 999 code for a protein of 174 amino acids.
CUAACUCAAAGAUGUGAAGAAUCUGAAGUUGAUCCCAGUUAAAAUUGUAGAAAAUGAUUGUACUUAUAAUUUACAUAAAUAUGUAACAAUCAAACGCACAUGUAUUACUGUCAAUAAAUAUAAAAAUAUAUUAAUCAGUUCGUAAAUUUAUGCAAGUAGCCUUAUCUAUUUUUGUGUAACACUACUAUGUAUGUGUAUGCGUACAUUCUGCAAAACACUUUGCACUCGUUUGUACCACGUAAAGUGCAAGGUUUCGCGCAACAUGGCAUCAAACACGGACCGUGAUUUCACGAUUUAAAAUAAAAAUUGUUUAUUCCGGUAGUUUUAAAUCGUCAUCGUCUGUAAACACUUGUCCGUCCGGAAGUAUUUCCAGUUCGAGUGAUAAUCGUCUCUGUGACAGAAAUUGCAACGUGUUCGGAACAGUUUUUCGUCAUGUUUUAUAAGUGUGGACUGUGAAUUUUAAUUAUUUUCAAAAUGGCAGAUAAUCUUUCGAAACGGCCUCCCAAAGGAAUCUUAAAAUCGUCCAGCAGCUUCGAUAAUCCGGACCUACCCCGGCCAAGCAAAGAGACGAAGUGGGACGAAAUGAAUAUAAUCGCGACGCUGCAUCCUCCAGAGAAAGAUUAUGGUCACAUGAAGAUCGACGAGCCGAAAACCCCAUUUAGCUAUGAAGGUGUGCCAAGUGACUUUGAGUUUGAUCAAUUAGAUUCCACUGCACUUGCCGCCAACUGUUUGAAAAAAAUUCUAGAGAAGCGAAAAGCGUUCGAAGCAAAGAGAAAGCAACAUUACCAAGAGUGGCAGGUAGUGCAAAUGGCUCGAAAACAGUUGCUCGAACAGGACGAAGAAGACGAGGAAGAGGAUGACGAGGAGAACGACGAGAAUGAGGAAGACGAUGAGACUAAAGAUGAGACAACCUCGGUCGUUUCCGAGGAACAAGUCGAUUUCGACGUGAAAUUCAAGUGCAUGCCCACUUGUAACGUGACGAAGGAUAAUAAUAAGUGAUACGGCGAACAGGACAUUUAUAGUAUAGGCAACGUUAUCGAUUGAUCGAUGGAAAUUUCGAAUUCGUUUACAUGUGACAACGGGAUUUUAGUUCGCAUUAAAAUUAUUUAUCAUUGUUGUACAUUUAAUAUAUGAAAGAGAGAAGAUGUCCAUUUUUAGAUCCAUUGAAAUCGUGAUUAAGUCAAUAAAAUUUUUUCUAAUCAACCAUUUUUCGACGAUCGACUUUAUAAACCGGUGUAAUUCAAUUACACAACGAAUGUAGUGUGGAUGUUGACUGAUUAAUUCCGCAAUUAAUCGAAACAAAGAUAUACUCGUAUGAAUAAAUGGCCAAUAAUCAAACAAAUAUUUAUAUGUAAUUAUUUAUAUCUUCAGUGCUUCAAUUACGUUAAUUGCCUGAAAGCUAUUGCCGAGAUCUAAUUAUAUACAUUAUAUAGUACUUGUUGUUAAUUCUGUAGUUGUACAGAUGUCGAGAAUGAUGUGCAUAUAACUUUGAAAAUGAAACGUAGAUAGAUAUUACUAGACGAGAAUCACAGUACUUUGGUGCUAUGCAAAAAGAACUAAUCAGUAAUCAUGAUAACUAUUUAGAUAUUAAUUGAUUUUCUACGUUGUUAAUUAUUUAUUUUCAUGUGAACCAUGUGUAACUAUCAUUGUCAUUUCAUCCUACAAUUUUUUCGAAAAAUUGUACUGAUCAUCUCUGAAAUCUUUUCGCUGAUUUCAUAGUAUUUUACUUAACAAAUAAAUAAUUAAUUAUCUAAUAUAGAAUGCCUUUCACUAUUUACAUUACUCGAUACGAUACGAUAUUUGUAAUUAGUACAAGAACGUUGCUUUCGAUGCUCGCAAUAUAUAAUUGUAAAAAAAUACAUAUUCUCGGAAUAAAAAAAACAGGGUUCCAUAUAAGGUACGUGCAUGACGAAUAAGAGCAGUUUUUAAACUAUAGAAUCUCAUUUCUUAUAGACGUAUUCACGUUGGUAUUCAAGUUUAGGCUUGCCUCGUGUUAGGAAAUUACGUUUGUACAUAAAAUAGAUGGACAUCUUUUAAGCUGCAAGUUAGCCCCAAAAUUUUAUAGUUAUUCGCGUUUCCCAAGUUAUAAGCAAAUAGGUAGGCAAUAGUUUUUCUGUUUCUGUUGGCUUUUCAGUUUAUAAUGGCUUUCAUGCGAAACAUUUAAUAAAUAUGAAUGCUAUGACUAUAACAUUUAAUAUUUUAUAACAUAUUAUAUGUAUCUACUUACAUGACUUGUUUGACACCUGUAACAUGUUCCUCACUCUACUUGAGACGAUAGAACUGUAGAAAGCAUUACUACUCCUUGUCGUUGACUGGAAAGUCCAUAGUGAUUUUCAUUGUUGUAACAAAUUAAAGUACUGUUCACGAAACGUUAUUAUACAGAAAAAUUAUGCACCGUAUCACAGAGGAUAAAGAUUAUUUAUGAACGUUAUUUAUUUUUCGAUGUACAACAGCGAUCAUUAUAAUCUAGAAUUUAGAGUCUAAACAAUCGAAUUUGUUUAUUUUCAACAAUACGUCCCGUAACGAUGGUAGAUAUUUUUGUAGAUCGAACUAAAAAAGACGUUGCUUGUACGAAUUAUAAUUCUGUACUACGUGGCCGAAAGACAAAAUGUAUGUCUAAUUCACCGGAGUUGGAACGACAAUUAUAUGUGCGUAACGUACAAGUUUGAAAAACAUCGCGACUAGAGACGUAGUUAAAAGUUAAAACAGUUACUUAGAGAAGAUGCACUUUGAAAAUGUUCAGAUUGUUCGUAUAAAAUUAAUUUAUACAUUGUCAUUCGACCAGAGGGCUCUCGGAGAAACUAUUAGAAACUUCCGUCGAACGCGCGCCGUUCCAGAAUCUUACGAUUAGUAACUUUGCAUUGUAAAUAUGUGUAUUAACAACGAAUUCGAUAUAUCAAGAGUAAAGUGUAGAACGCAACAAAGCCUGUAAAUCGAAUAUUACACCAUUGAGUCUUGUUUAAAUUAUUUACGAACAUUACACUUGUUAUCAAGGGGGCUGAAAGUGUUUGACUCACAGGCUUCGUUGUAUAUACGUGUCGCGUAUUGUAAAAGAAACUCUUACGCUUAAGCCAGCUAGAAUACUCGAAUACGCAGCUUUAAGCUUAGAUUAAGAUGGAAUAGAAUAAUACAGGUGAAAGAAUAAAACAGAACACAAACCGUAAAAAGCAAAGAUAGACGCGAUUAGUUUAGUCUUUAGUCUGUUUAAAUUUUGGAAUGCGAACGUGCAUAGCAAGGUGUAACGUGUAACGAACCGAUUAUUGCAAUUUGUGCGAAGUGCAAUGAAUAUAACAGUGCUCACUGCUGA